Messenger RNA from Teleopsis dalmanni, 1666 nucleotides. Its product is annotated as sphingosine-1-phosphate lyase-like. Gene Ontology annotation, cellular component: endoplasmic reticulum. Gene Ontology annotation, biological process: sphingolipid catabolic process; carboxylic acid metabolic process. The transcript is spliced from 6 exons. The record is from RefSeq and is a predicted model, not a curated record. Gene Ontology annotation, molecular function: sphinganine-1-phosphate aldolase activity; pyridoxal phosphate binding. NCBI's taxonomy places the organism in Eukaryota, Metazoa, Arthropoda, Insecta, Diptera, Diopsidae. The coding region runs from base 16 to 1518 and encodes 500 amino acids.
UUCCAAUUUAAUUUCAUGCUUCUUCGAUUUGUAGGCGUCUGGACACGCACCAAACGGCGAUUUUUUCAUUUAGCAAAGAAAAUACCUGCUGUUCAACGAAAAAUUGAAGAUGAAAUGGCUAGGGCUACAAAAGAUUUUGAAGGAGAAAUGAUCAAAAGCUGUGGGGACUUAAGUUACGCUCUCGAGCUGCCAGAGAAGGGCUUAAAUAAACAACAAAUUCUUCAACUUGUUGACGAACAUUUAAAAAUAAGUCGUUAUGAUUGGCGUGAUGGACGUGUGUCUGGUGCUGUUUAUGGUUUCAAAGAAGAAUUGGUGGAAAUAAUAACACAAGUAUAUGGUAAAGCUUCAUAUACAAACCCACUGCAUCCCGAUAUUUUUCCUGGUGUAUGUAAAAUGGAGGCUGAAGUAGUACGCAUGGCUUGUGCACUUUUUCAUGGAAACAAAGAUUCUUGUGGUACUAUGACAACCGGUGGAACAGAAUCCAUCAUAUUGGCAUGUAAAGCUUACCGUGAUUUUGCACGUGAGAACAAAGGAAUCACAAAACCAAAUAUGGUUGUACCAAAAACAGCACAUGCUGCAUUCGAUAAAGCGGCACAGUACUUCAAUAUACACAUUAAUUAUGUUAACGUUAAUCCGGAGACUACUGAGGUUGAUCUGAAAGCAAUGAAACGUGCCAUUAAUUGUAAUACAAUUUUGCUUGUUGGUUCUGCACCCAAUUUCCCUUAUGGCACCAUGGAUGAUAUUGAUCAAAUAGCAGCUUUAGGUUUGAAGUACAACAUUCCUGUACAUGUCGACGCUUGUCUUGGUAGUUUUGUGGUUGCCUUAACAAAAGAAGCUGGUUAUGCCAUCAAACCCUUUGACUUUUCUGUUAAAGGCGUUACAAGCAUAUCCGCCGAUACUCAUAAGUAUGGUUUUGCACCAAAAGGAUCUUCAAUUAUUUUAUAUGCUGACAAAAAAUACCGCGAUCAUCAGUUUACUGUUACUACUGAUUGGCCUGGUGGUGUUUAUGGUUCACCUACCAUUAACGGCUCACGGGCUGGUGGUAUUAUUGCGGCUUGCUGGGCAACAAUGAUGAACUUUGGACAUGAUGGUUAUUUAGAGGCUACAAAACGAAUUGUAGAUACCUCACGAUAUGUAGAGCGAAAAAUUCGUGAAAUUGAUAGUAUCUUUGUAUUUGGCAAACCAGCAACAUCAGUCAUAGCAAUCGGUUCAAAAGUUUUCGAUAUUUACCGACUUUCGGAUGCACUUACUCAAUUAGGCUGGAAUUUAAAUACAUUACAAUUUCCCUCGGGCAUACAUAUUUGCAUAACAGAUAUGCAUACGAACGCAGGCGUUGCCGAUAGAUUCCUUAAUGACUUACGCUCAUCUGUUGCUGAAAUAAUGAAAAAUCCCGGAAAACCAGUUGAAGGAAAAAUGGCUAUAUAUGGUGUAGCUCAAACUAUACCUGAUCGUUCUGUUGUUGGAGAUGUAACACGUUGUUUCUUAAAUAGCAUGUACUACACCCCACCAAAAAAGUAAAGGCAUUUCCAUAAAGUUUUAACGGUUUAAGAUUUUUUUUAAAUAGUGUACUGCUCUUUGGAUUUACACUUCACACUUUUUAAGUAAUAUUAUUUAUGUAAAGUUGUUAUUGUUGCAUUUAGUAAUCAACAUUGUCAAAUUAAAUUUC